GGAAUUAUAUUUAAGCUUGUAAUUUUACCAUUUUGUAGUUUCGAGGAAUUCUUCAAUUUGCCAUAUCACAUUGAAAAUCUAUUCUAGCACUUUGUAUCGCUGUAUGAAUCCUCAACAUCAAUUCGGUCAGCCUUUCGGCCCCCCCGCUAUAUACGCGCAUGUGUUUGAGAUUAAAUUAAAUACAAGGUUAUUAUCUUGACCCAUGAAUCGAUACUUCAAACUUUUAUGUGUGAUUACAUACUUUACUUAUGAUCGAUCCCAUCCCUAUUUAUUUUUUCUAAACUGUCCUGUCAGUGUCACUGUCAGCAGAGCUCUGUAAACGUAAAUAAUAUAACCUCAAAUAAUUGCUACGUUAAUGAUUUCGUGGCCUAUAAAAACAUUAAAAUACCUUACUAUAAGUAAUUUUCAAAAGAUGGCUAAAAGUUCCUUUGAAUAUGUUAAAACCUUUGAAGUAGAUGAUACUCUUUUACCAAACACAUGGAUUGUAAUAAGGAUAGAUGGAAAAUGUUUCCACAAAUUCUCUGAUGAUCACAACUUCAGCAAGCCUAACGAUUUAAGAGGUUUAAAUCUUAUGAAUUAUGCAGCUUUUACUGUCUUCAAAGAGUUUAAUGACUUGUUAUUAGCUUUUGGACAAAGUGAUGAAUAUUCAUUUGUGUUUAAAAAACAUUCCACUCUAUAUAAACGAAGAGCGUCCAAGUUACUGACAACAGUAAAUAGUAAAUUUUCUUCAUCUUAUGUAUUCUAUUGGAAUAAAUUCUUUGGUGAACAGAAACUAAAAUAUCCACCUACAUUUGAUGGGAGAGUAAUUUUAUAUCCAUCAGAUGAGAAUCUAGUAGACUACAUGAAAUGGAGACAAGCUGAUGUUCAUAUAAAUAAUUUGUACAACACAACUUUUUGGAAUCUUGUCCUACAAGGAAAUUUAACACCAUCUCAGGCGGAGAAAAGAUUAUGUGGGACUGUUUCUGCUGAUAAAAACGAGAUUCUUUUUAAUGAAUUCAAAAUCAACUAUAACAGUGAACCAGAAAUGUUUAAAAGAGGUACUCUGCUGAUGCGCAAAACCAUUUCAGAUGAAAUCAUGGGUAAAUCAAUUAACCUUAUAGUAGAUACUCAUGAUGAUAUGUUAAAAGAUAGGUUUUGGAAGGAAAACUCUUUAUUAUUUUUAAAAUCUCCAAAACAAGGUUUACCCUAUGAGGGGCCAAUCACAGAAAUGAUAAAGGAACAGUUGGAUGCCAAGAAAAAUAGUAUCCAAGAAUGCACUAAAAGUUAAAUAUGAUUCAAAUAUGUUAAUGUAAGUUUAUAAAGUAAAUAAAUAAACAUUAUUUAAAUAGGUUUAUUUCUAUCAUUCAUCUAAAGAUAAGACAAUGUAUAUUAUCAUUGGACAAUAUUGUAUAAAGAUUUUAGUGUGUGCAUGAUUACAUGCAUGGGUGUGUUUGUUUCAUUGACCAUCAAUUAAUUAUGUACAUUUUAUUGAAAGAUUUCCUACAAUAAAAUUUUAAACUUUUAAUGUUUGAAUUUUGUUUAAAUUAUUAGAUAUUGUUAAACUAAGCCUAAAGGUACAUGAAAAGAAUACUGUAACUAGAGUUUAAUCUAUCAAAUAAUACAAGCUAUGAAAUAUUUAUAUUUAUAAUAAUAUAACAAUAAAUAUUUUUAUACAUUCAUGAUUUGAUAACAUUUUUAUUUAUUUAAACCUCAUAAUUAACUUAAUUUACAAUUAUAACUGUUAUUUAUGCAUAAUAUUCUUUAUCACUAUAAUGUUGAAAGUUACAUACUUUUGAUUUUAAUUUAACAGCAUAUG
Molecule: messenger RNA, 1795 nt
Organism: Ostrinia furnacalis (Asian corn borer)
Lineage: Eukaryota; Metazoa; Arthropoda; Insecta; Lepidoptera; Crambidae
Gene: THG
Product: tRNA-histidine guanylyltransferase
Exons: 2
Coding region: 356-1267 (303 amino acids)
Biological process (GO): tRNA modification
Molecular function (GO): magnesium ion binding; tRNA guanylyltransferase activity
Source: RefSeq, a predicted model, not a curated record